This is a messenger RNA of Encephalitozoon cuniculi GB-M1, 603 nucleotides long. RefSeq lists its product as uncharacterized. Lineage: Eukaryota; Fungi; Microsporidia; Unikaryonidae. The coding region runs from base 1 to 603 and encodes 200 amino acids. The transcript has a single exon. The record is from RefSeq and is marked provisional.
AUGAGCAGCUAUUUAAGAGAAGUGCAAAAGAUAGUAGAUGAGUUUGAAAGUGAGGACAGAAAGAAGCUUGUGAAGUACUAUGUUCAGACAGCAAAAAGUGUUCUUCUCGACGAAAGAGAGGUCAAGAGAUCUAAGUUUGACCUUCUGAACGACUUGCACACCAUAAAUGCAGAUGGAAUCAAUGAUGUGAUUGACGAUGUUUUAGGGCACAAGAUACUUCAGGUGAGGGCCUUGAUACUCGAUCUGGUAGAUGAUGACUACACAGGCGAUCGUAAAGCUGUUGGGAAACCUGAAAAGUGGAUUAGGCAAAUAGUAAAGGAUGCAGAGGAGACAUUUGAUCUUGAUUCUGAGUUUGGAAAGCAACUGUUUUCUAUCUACAAUGCAAAAUUGCUCGAAGAGUUUUGUAAAAUCUUCACCUCAAAGAAUCGCAGAUUUGGGGCAGGCGGGAACCAACUACUACUCAACUUCUAUUAUUACGAAAGAUUUGUGACAAGCAAGAUCGAGUUUGAUUUCCAAAGAUUCUAUGACAGGAUGGUCUCUUUUUUCAAGGAUCAUUGCCACAGACCUAGAAAGGAGUUGGAGAAGAUCCUCGAUGGAAAGUAA